Propithecus coquereli (Coquerel's sifaka) is the source of this 1323-nucleotide messenger RNA. RefSeq names its product carboxyl ester lipase (gene CEL). Gene Ontology annotation, cellular component: cell surface; postsynaptic specialization membrane; synapse. The record is from RefSeq and is a predicted model, not a curated record. Gene Ontology annotation, molecular function: sterol ester esterase activity; triacylglycerol lipase activity; neurexin family protein binding. Lineage: Eukaryota; Metazoa; Chordata; Mammalia; Primates; Indriidae. Gene Ontology annotation, biological process: postsynaptic membrane assembly; synaptic vesicle endocytosis; modulation of chemical synaptic transmission.
AUGCACCUGCUUGUCUUGGGCCUCACCUGCUGCUGGGUGGCGGCGAGUGCUGCGAAGCUGGGCGUGGUGUACACGGAAGGAGGUUUCAUGGAAGGUGUCAACAAGAAGCUUGGCCUCUUGGGCGACUCUGUCGACAUCUUCAAGGGCAUCCCAUCCGCCGCCCCCACCAAGGCCCUGGAGAACCCCCAGCCACACCGCUGGCAAGGGACCCUGAAGGCCAAGGAUUUCAAGAAGCGAUGCCUGCAGGCCACUAUCACCCAGGACAGCACUGACGGGGAUGAAGACUGCCUCUACCUCAACAUCUGGGUCCCCCAGGGCAGGAGGCAAGCAGCCAGGGACCUGCCCGUUACGGUCUGCGUCUAUGGAGGCGCCUUCCUCAUGGGGGCUGGCCACGGGGCUGGCUUCCUCAAUAGCCGCCUGCACGAUGGGGAGGAGACAGCCACACGCAACGUCAUCGUGGUCACCUUCAACUACCGCACCGGCCUCGGCUUCCUCAGCACUGGGGACACCAACCUGCCAGGUAACUGUGGCCUUUGGGAUCAGCACAUGGCCAUCGCUUGGGUGAAGAGGAGCAUCGCGGCCUUCGGGGGGGACCCCAAAAGCAUCACCCUCUUUGGGGAGUCGGCUGGAGGUGCCAGCGUCUCUCUGUAGACCCUCUCCCCCUAUAACAAGGGCCUCAUCCGGCGAGCCAUCAGCCAGAGCGGCGUGGCGCUGAGCCCCUGGGUCAUCCAGAAGAAUCCACUCUUCUGGGCCACAAAGGUUGCUGAGAAGGUGGGCUGCCCUGCGGACGAUACCGCCGGGAUGGCCAAGUGCCUGAAGAUCACUGAGCCCCGAGCCCUGACGCUGGCCUGUAAGUCGCCUCUGACAGGCAUGGAGGACCCCGUGCUGCACUAUCUGGGCUUCACCCCUGUCAUCAACGGAGACUUCAUCCCCGACGACCCUGUCAACCUGUACGCCAACGCUGCCGACAUGGACUACACAGCAGGCACCAACAACAUGGACGGCCACUUGUUUGCCGGCAUGGACAUGCCAGUCGUCAACACGAAAAACAAGGAUGUCACGGAUGAGGACUUCUACAAGCUGGUCAGUGGGCUCACCAUCGCCAAGGGGCCCACAGGGGCCAAAUCCGCCUUUGAUGUCUACACGGAGUCCUGGGCCCAGGACUCGUCCCAGGAGACCAAGAAGAAGACCGUGGUGGACUUUGAGACCGAUAUCCUCUUCCUGGUGCCCACGGAGAUUUUGAAGCUGGUGGUGUCUCCCUUCAUCGACUGGUCCCCUGGCUUUGCCGUGUCUGAGCAGGUGCCAGAGUGCCGAAAUAGUUGA